AUUGACCAACACUUUCUGUCUCACAACAAAAAAUAAUAAUAAAUAAUAUAUAUAUAUAUAUAUAAAACCCAUUGAUUUGAUUAGAUUAGAGGAGGAAGGGAAAUAAGAGAAAUUUCAGAGAAUCUGGCUGCUUCCCCUCUCUGGGCCUUCCGUUGCUGGUGUUUGAAGGGGAUUUCCAAGUCUGCUCUGCUCCGCGCUCCGCUCUGUUAAAUUUCUCUCAAUCUUUUACGGACGGAACGCGGGCAGCUUAGAUUUUAUUUUAUUUUUAUAUUUAUUAUACACUCACAAUUAGAAAUUUAGGAUCAGAGAGCAGACAAUCCCAGUUUGCGUUUCAUGUCUUUUUACUAGAAACGAAUUGAAUUGUCCAAAUACCCUCAUCUUCCUGAUAUCAAAUUCUCUUGUUUUCCUUUUUUUGUUUUUUUUUUUUCCGCAAAAAAAAAAAAAAAAAAAAAAAAAACACAUACAACCGAAAAAAAAGAAGCAGAAGCUUUCUUAUGGGUCUCGUGGUUGAUUCACAAGGAGAUGCUUUUGGUGGUGGUGCAUCAUGGUUUGGCUUUAAGAGUUUGAUAAGGAGGAAGCAGGUGGACUCUAUUCACACCAACUCUAGGCCUCAUCAAUUAGCCAAAGAGUUAUCUAUUCCCCACCUUAUUGCUGUUGGAGUUGGCUCGACAAUUGGAGCUGGAGUCUAUAUUCUUGUUGGAACAGUUGCUAGAGAACAUGCCGGACCAGCCUUGGCCAUUUCCUUUUUAAUCGCGGGAAUAGCAGCUGCUCUUUCAGCCUUUUGUUAUGCUGAGCUUGCAAGUCGUUGUCCCUCCGCCGGAAGUGCUUAUCAUUAUUCAUACAUAUGUGUUGGAGAAGGUGCUGCUUGGUUGAUUGGUUGGGCUUUAAUACUGGAGUAUACAAUUGGUGGUGCAGCUGUUUCUCGUGGAAUAUCUCCAAAUUUGGCAUUGCUUUUUGGAGGAGAGGGCAGUCUGCCUUCUUUUUUAGCCCGUCAAUAUAUUCCUGGAAUUGACAUGGUGGUCGAUCCCUGUGCUGCAAUUCUAGUAUUUAUCGUCACUGGACUCUUAUGUGUGGGAAUCAAGGAGAGUACACUGGCACAAGCUAUAGUGACUACAGCAAAUGUAUGUGCAAUGAUAUUUGUCAUAAUAGCGGGUUCUUAUUUAGGAUUCAAGAUUGGAUGGAUUGGAUAUGAGCUUCCUACUGGGUAUUUUCCCUUUGGGGUUGAUGGGAUGCUUACUGGGUCUGCUACAGUCUUCUUUGCAUACAUUGGUUUUGAUUCAGUUGCCAGCACUGCUGAAGAGGUGAAGAACCCCCAACGAGAUUUGCCUCUGGGUAUUGCGACUUCUUUAUCUAUUUGCUGUGGAUUAUAUAUGCUGAUCUCUGUUGUCAUUGUUGGUUUGGUACCCUAUUAUGAAAUGGACCCUGAUACUCCCAUUUCUUCUGCAUUUGCUAGCCAUGGGAUGCAAUGGGCUGCGAAUGUGAUAACUGUUGGGGCCGUUACUGCUCUCUGCUCAACAUUGAUGGGUUCUCUCCUUCCUCAGCCACGAAUUCUGAUGGCAAUGGCGAGAGAUGGAUUGCUGCCAUCAUUUUUCUCAGAUGUUAAUAAACAUACACAAGUUCCUAUUAAAAGCACAAUAAUAACUGGAAUUUGUGCUGCAACCUUGGCAUUCUUUAUGGAUGUCGAGCAAUUGGCAGGGAUGGUCAGUGUGGGAACUCUUCUAGCUUUCACUAUGGUAGCAAUAUCUGUAUUGAUAGUCAGAUAUGUCCCACCCGAUGAGGUGCCAAUGCCAUCGUCACUACAGGAGGCUAUUGAUUCAUUCUCAUUGCAAUAUGGUAGGAGUACUGAGGAGAUCAAUAGGGAAGAUGCCGAAAGCUCUGAUAAGGAUAGUAGCAAACCACUGAUUGGUGAAGUUAUUGUCUCUGUUGAAAUUCCUUUGAUCGCUAAACGUCUACCUUUAGGCAAUUACACAUUGAAUGAUAAUACGAGGCGAAAAGUUGCUGGCUGGACAAUAAUGUUCACGUGUAUUGGGGUGUUUCUGCUUACAUAUUCAGCAUCAAGUUUGGGCCUUCCCUGGUUUCUCCAGUUCGCAUCAUGUGGAGUUGGUGGUGCUCUUGUUUUAUGCGGUCUAAUUGUGCUGACUUGUGUAGAUCAAGAUGAUGCAAGGCACAACUUUGGGCACACCGGAGGUUUCAUUUGCCCUUUUGUACCGUUGCUACCUAUUGCCUGUAUUCUCAUCAACGUCUACUUACUAAUAAAUCUCGGAGUUUCAACAUGGGUGCGCGUUUCUGUAUGGUUCAUCAUAGGGGUGGUUGUUUACAUAGUUUAUGGUCGAACACACAGCUCGUUGCUCGAUGCAGUUUAUGUACCAGCAGCUCAUGCAGAUGAAAUCUAUAAGAGCUCAGCAAACUAUGGGGCUUAAAUCGGUGUACAGAACAUACAUGUCGGCCCCAUGCAGAUGCAGUGUACCAGUAGUUUAUUGGUUGUAAUAUUGAUGUAGGAAGGACCGAGAAAUCUGUCCUCCUGUUGUAUAAAUAUAAUUAUUUUUAAUCAAUGGCUUUCCAAUGAAAUGAUGUAUAUAUAAUUUGCAAGAGAAGGAAGGUGUCACUGAUAUUAUUUGUAGCAAGUUCCAAGUAUGGGCAUGGAAGCUUUUGGAUUAUUA
Molecule: messenger RNA, 2660 nt
Organism: Ziziphus jujuba (common jujube)
Lineage: Eukaryota; Viridiplantae; Streptophyta; Magnoliopsida; Rosales; Rhamnaceae
Product: cationic amino acid transporter 2, vacuolar
Exons: 14
Coding region: 495-2420 (641 amino acids)
Biological process (GO): transmembrane transport; amino acid transport
Cellular component (GO): membrane
Molecular function (GO): amino acid transmembrane transporter activity
Source: RefSeq, a predicted model, not a curated record